GCCUCAUUUUAAUUUAUUUUAAUUUAUUUUAAUUUAUUUUAAUUUAUUUUAAUUUAUUUUAAUUUAUUUUAAUUUAUUUUAAUUUGUUGGAGAACGUAUGGCGAGCUAUAUUUCCUGUCUGCUUAUACCUGGACCCGGCUUAGUUAUAUCCAUUUAACCUAGGACUUAUCUCUAUAUACCUACACUCGUAUUGCUAAAGGGGUAGUCCAAGGUAUCGUUCAAAAAUGUUACUCCUUAACCCCUUCCUACUAGCUGUCGCGUGCUUUGCAUCGAGCGUCUUAUAUGUCUGGAAAUGUAUCGCUUCUCCUCUAGGAACUCUUCCUGGUCCAGGGAUCUCAUUAUUCAGCUCAUGGAUUCUUAAGUAUCAUGAAUUACAUGCCCAUCGCACGAGAUAUGUCCAUAGCCUUCACCAGAAAUAUGGUCCCGUUGUCCGGAUAGCCCCGAAUGAAGUGUCAUUUGCGUCUCUCGAAGGCGUGAAGGAGAUUUACGGUUCAGGUGGAAGCGGCUAUGAUAAGACGGAGUUUUAUAAUCUCUUUGCAAUACAUGGUCGAAGGACUAUGUUUAGUACCCUAAGAAGGGAGGAUCACGCUAGGAGAAAAAGAAUCCUUGCAGGCCGAUACGCCAAUACUAAUAUCCUGAAAUCGGAGUCGCUCCACGGGAUCAGAGAACGGUCAAACCGAUUCGUUGAGAGGUGCUCAAGGUUUGCCGGUGGAAGUAUCGACAUAUUUAUUUGUCUGCACGACUAUGCGUUUGAUUGCGUGACACAUCAUCUUUUCCACCCUUACGGAUCGAAUUCGCUCCAGAAUCCAAAAGAUGAGGAAAUUAUGAAACAGGUGACUUUUGAUGACAGCCUUCAGAAUCGUCUAGUCGAGUACUAUAACCCAGGCCUGCACAAGAUAUUCGGCAAUGUUCUAUCUUUGUUUGUCAAGCCGCGUCAGACACCCCUGGCAGAUGAGUUGGUCAUGUCCGCGAGCGCGAAGACCAGUCCUGCGCAGUUUACUCUGCUGAGUCGUAUGCAGGACAAGAAUUAUGAGAUGAAGCACAUUGACAUGGCAGCCGAGUGUUUCGAUCACAUGGCUGCGGGAAUAGAUACCACUGGCGAUGCUUUAUGUUUCCUGAUGUGGGAAAUCUCACAACCUAGAUCAUUCUAUGUCCAGCGGCGUCUCCAAGAAGAGCUCCGUGCUAAUCCCGAAGUGGCGUUUGAUAAACUACCUUACCUCGACGCCGUCGUCAUGGAGGGACUUCGUUGCUUCCCGGCAAUUCCCAUGUCCCUCCCGCGAUACGUCCCUUCUGGCGGCCGUACCAUCGAUGGGUAUUAUAUCCCCGAGGGAACAAUAGUGAGUUGCCAGGCGUACUCUACUCACCGCAUCGACGAAACUGUAUUUCCGCAGCCCGACACAUUUGAUCCGGAUCGCUGGCUACAGGAGAUAGGAGAGCUGGAGAGAAAACGACUAUUCUUCGCUUUUGCUAGUGGCGGUAGAGGCUGCAUCGGAAAGCAUUUGGCGCUCGCCGAGAUGAAGACCCUGCUGAGAGACGUUUACUCGCGGUUUACUACUGUGCCCGACCCGUCUAUGACUGCCGAGGAUAUGGAGAUGUCUGAUCAAUUAAUCUCUUCACAACCCCGUGGGAAGAGAUGUCUUUUGACGCUUAUCCCUCUAGGGGAUGGGGUCUAAGGAGGUUGGGUAUAGGUCAGUGAGAAUGUAAAUAUUUGUAUGUCGACUGUAUUCAAAGUCUGUAUGCAAUGUACCCAACGAAAUUGAUACGUUGGUCG
Molecule: messenger RNA, 1771 nt
Organism: Daldinia decipiens
Lineage: Eukaryota; Fungi; Ascomycota; Sordariomycetes; Xylariales; Hypoxylaceae
Product: cytochrome P450 3A13
Exons: 7
Coding region: 225-1673 (482 amino acids)
Molecular function (GO): monooxygenase activity; iron ion binding; heme binding
Source: RefSeq, a predicted model, not a curated record